Molecule: messenger RNA, 2036 nt
Organism: Cydia splendana
Lineage: Eukaryota; Metazoa; Arthropoda; Insecta; Lepidoptera; Tortricidae
Product: phosducin-like protein
Exons: 1
Coding region: 218-1018 (266 amino acids)
Biological process (GO): regulation of G protein-coupled receptor signaling pathway
Source: RefSeq, a predicted model, not a curated record
AAAACGGAAAAAAAACCAAACGCUGGCUGUGAAAAAUUACAAAUACAAACAGUUUAGCGCGUGCUUUGUGUAGUGGCUGUUGAAUUGAACAAUUCAUUUUCCUUUUACUCAUUGCCCGUUAUAAUCUUGUUGUUUUCCUCGUCACGUCCAGUCAGUAUUAAUAAAAUUGGUGUGAGAGUUUUGUUGUGUUAAACUUGCGUUGUAAUUAAAUUUCACCAUGGCUACUUUGGACGAUAAAAUAUUGGGUGAGAAGCUGCACAAUUACUGCAGUAGCAGCGAAGAUGAAGGCUCUGAUGAUGAGGACAGCAGGAGCGGUGAUGAGGAAGGUAAUCCUCCUAAAGCGGAAGCGCCCGAGCCGCCACCCAUCAACAGUUGGUCGGGGUCCGCGAGCAACACGGGCCCUAAAGGUGUCCUGGAGGAUUGGAGGCGCUUCAAACAGCUAGAAGCUGAAAAUCGGAAAGAACUCGAAAAAGAACGUAUCGCUUUGGCUAAGAAACUAACUUUAACUGUGAAGCCAGAACGCGAAGAGAAGAAGGACAAAGAACUUGAGGUUCUCGAGGAUGAGCUGAAUGAAUUAUUGGACGAAGAUUUUCUGCUAAAGUAUCAAAAGCAACGGAUGCAGGAACUUAUGGCUCAAAUGAAGAAAACACCUAAAUUUGGUAAGGUCAUCACUCUUAAGACUCAAGAUGAAUUUCUGAACUCUAUUGACAAGGAGGACCCUAAAGUGGCAGUUAUCAUUCACAUCUACAACAACAGUUCAAUCGCUUGCAGAACUAUGGAUGGGUGCCUUAACAUUUUGGCUGCAGAUUACCCGGAGAUCAAGUUCUGUCGCAUUUCUGUGGACAUCACAGGGCUAAGUCGACAUUUCCGCAUUGAUGGUGUUCCGGCAUUGCUGGUGUACAAAGGCGGCCAAAUUAUUGGUAAUUUUGUCCAACUGGUCACAGAGUUGGGUAAUGAUUUCUUUGCCACUGAUGUGGAGCGCUUUCUUAUAGAAUAUGGAAUGCUUCCAGAGAAGUAAAUAAAUUAUAAAGUAUAGUUUUCAUUUACAGUGUGAUGUCUUAGAUUUAUUGGAGUGAAACCUCCUUGCUAUGUAUUUAUGAAGAUAGAAACUCUUCAUUUCACUCCCAGUGGACCAGCCGUUAAUUAAUUCAUUUUUUGUCACUUGAUGCUUGAUAUGUGUCGGCCAACUAUGCCUUGUGAAUUUAUAGAGAAAUUAAUUAAGAACUGCAUAGAUUUAGACAUGCUAUACAUACCUAGUAUGAUAAGGCUGUCACUGUUUUUACAAACUUUUUUACCCUUGCAUGUCUAGUUUUCUAUCUGUAAUAAAAUAUUAAAUUUAACCCACUUCUCACUAUUAUUUACAAUGUUAUGGUACCAUGAAGUUCUUGUGAAGCAUAGGUGGUGGGUGUAGGAACUCUAAUGUUAAUCUCAACCUCAUUGUGUUUAAAUACUCUUGAUGAGAAGUAAAACACCAAAAUGUAAUAGGCCACAAUAGGUGGUAAUAUCUUUCUAAUAAAAUGCCAAUGGGUCUAUGUGUCAACUAUUUAACAAUAGCUUGUAGUUGUUAUAAUUUCAGGCAUGGAAAUUCCCACUGAGUAUUGUACUCUAUUUCUAUAAUAGUUAAGACUAAGAUAGUGUUUAAUGUUACUAACUUAUUAUGUCAUCAAACAUCCAUGAGUGUACUUACAUUGUAUUAUGCAUUUGUUUACAUAAUUCUGUCAGUUUCCUGUUUUAUAACCAUAAUCAUGUUCUAAAGGCAUUGUUAUGAAUGUUAUGAUAUUGGGCCUUAAUAAUAUUUUCCAUGUACUUUAUUUUUGGAUACAAUUGCAUUUAUUUUAAAUACACUUUGGUGCUCUUUCAUUAAAGUGCUUGAAGCAUGUACAUUUACCUCUAUAAAUGUUGUUUAGCAAUUAAAGUCAGAUUUAGGCCCUUGUGUUCAUAUUGUAAUGCAAUAAAUGAAUUUAUGCUAAUAUAAAUGUAAUUAAUGGUAAUUAUAUUUUAUAGGUAUAUAAGUAAUACAUAGAGUUUAAUUACAA